CGGCGCAAGCCUCCUUCCCCUCUAGUUCCCGCGGGUGCGGCUUCUCCCGCUGCUUUGCCCAUCGAGCACGGAGCCGUCCGACCCAGCCAGGCGUCUUCCUCUCGUACCUUCGCCGGGGGUCCCUCCAGCUUUGCCCUCGGUGACCCUGCUGGCCCGGCGCUUCCUUGCCACUCUGCACGUGCGGUGGCUCGACUUGCUUGCGUCUAUCCCAGGACAGCAGCCGGGAUGGGAUUGUGGAAGCUCUUCGCUCGGGCCCUGCAACUGCAGCGCUGGGUUUAUGUUGAAGAUGCUUCUCUAGACCUUCUCUAGAAGAAUUACUGUUCUUUCAAAAUUUUAUACUUGCGGAUUAUCAAGAAUCGGAUAAUCCUAUCAACGGUCUUCCUCUGGACUUAGUGGCCCUCUUGGGUGUAAGACGUGUGCCUUUCUCUUCUGUUACCUGGCUUCUCUUCUGCCAUGGAUACUGAGUCAACCUACUCUGGAUAUUCCCACUAUUCAGGCCACUCCAAAAAGGCCCAGAGACAAGGAAGCCGGGACAGACACAAACCACCACGUAGCAAAGAUGGCAGUCGGUCAGAGAAAUCUGUUACCAUUCAAGCACCAACAGCAGAGCCGUUACUGGGCAACGAUUCUUCUCGGGCAGAAGAAGCUCAGGAUGACAACUGGGGUGAGACCACAACAGCUAUCACAGGUACCUCUGAACACAGCAUGUCCCAGGAGGACAUUUCCAGGAUCAGCAAGGACUUGGAGGACAGCGUCAGCAUAGAUUGCAAGCGCUACCUUGUCUUAACACUGGCCGCUGUCCUGGGACUUCUUGUCUUCUUGACUCCCAUUGCCUUUAUUCUGCUCCCGCAGAUCCUGUGGAGAAGUGAGUUGGAGCCCUGUGGAACAGCUUGCGAAGGACUCUUUAUCUCUGUGGCUUUCAAACUCCUGAUCCUGUUGAUUGGGACCUGGGCUCUCUUCUUUCGCCAGCCCAAGGCUGCCCUCCCAAGGGUAUUUGUGUUUCGCACCCUCAUUUUGCUCCUCAUAGUUCUGCUGGUAUUUUCUUACUGGCUCUUUUAUGGUGUUCGCAUUUUGGAGUCCAAGGAUCUCAAUUACCAGGGAAUUGUACAGUUUGCUGUGUCGCUGGUGGAUGCUCUGCUUUUUGUCCACUAUCUUGCUAUUGUGGUACUGGAACUGAGACAGCUGCAACCAAUGUUCACAGUCAAGGUGGUUCGAUCGACUGAUGGAGAAUCACGCUAUUAUAGCUUGGGACAUUUGAGUAUCCAGUGUGCUGCUUUAAUCGUUUUGGAAAAUUACUACAGAGACUUUGCUGUCUAUAACCCAAUGUUGUUAACAGCUUCCAAAGCACGUGCAGCAAAGCACAUGGCAGGCCUGAAGGUCUACAGUGUUGAUGGGCCAGAUAACAGUGCUCCUGGGCAGUCCAGGGCCAUGAUUGCUGCAGCAGCUCACCGCAGAGACUCCAGUCACAAUGAGCUCUAUUAUGAAGAAGCAGACCAUGAGCGAAGGGUCAGAAAACGUCGAGCAAGGCUUGUGGUAGCAGUUGAAGAAGCUUUCACCCACAUUAAGCGUCUUCAGGCAGAGGAGCAGCAGAAAGCCCCAGGGGAAGUGAUGGAUCCCCGCGAGGCAGCUCAGGCCAUCUUCCCAUCCAUGGCAAGAGUACUGCAGAAGUACCUCCGCACUACACGGCAGCAACACUACCAUACCAUGGAGAGCAUCCUGCAACAUCUGGCUUUCUGUGUUGCCAACAACAUGACACCAAAGGCGUUUCUGGAACGUUACCUCAGUCCAGGACCAACCUUACAGUAUGACAAGAACCGUUGGGUCUCCAAACACUGGACACUCAUUAGUGAGGAAGCUGUUACAAAAGGAUUAAGGGACGGUGUUGUGUUCAUCCUCAAGUGCUUGGACUUCAGCCUUGUCAUUAAUGUGAAGAAAAUUCCAUUUAUCAAACUCUCGGAGGAGUUUGUAGACCCCAAAUUUCAUAAGUUUACUCUUCGCUUGCAGUCUGAAACAUCAGUCUAGAUCAGAGACCAUGUAAGUGUGUGGGUGAGGAUAAGGUAAUUUCUGGCUUCAUUCUUUCAUGUGUUUGGGGUUUUUGCUUUCUUUUUAUUCAGAUCAAAAAACACCAGGCAGUGGGCCAUCUGCACUUAACAGGAAAGAGAAAGGAGUAGAGUCCCUCUAGAAAGAUCUGAAGAGCUCAUGGAUUGGGUUGGUCCAUUCAUUGGGAUUGAGUGGCUACCUUUACUUCAUGCACAUUUUAGAGGCCUGUCAGCCAGUGUAAUGUUCUGCUUUUGCCUGCCACCCUGCCUUGGAUUAGCUGGUGUGUAAGUGAUGCUGCUGUUCCACCUCAGCCUGCCUCUGUAUCCUCAACAAACAGCUUUCCACAAACUCUCAUAAUUGUGUUUGGCUUUUGGCAGUCAUCUCUGUGACUCAGUUCAGACAUCAUGAAAAACCAUGAUCUUUGCUAUCCAUAGUAUGGAACCUGGGUUGAACAUCCAAAUAUACAGUAGGCAAUUUAUGGUUUGAAGCAGCCUGUUUGCCUUCACUUUUUAUGCUCUCAACAGUCAGCACCAUAAAUUCAUUCCCAUCUACAUACUGCAGCAGCUUCUGAAGGGGGAAGAAGUGCCUGCAGUUGUGAUUUGUCAAUUCAGACAUCACAUCAAAUUAAAAUGGUUGAAGCUUCCUUCCCAUGUUUUUAUUAUGUUACAACUGACCCUUUGUGAAAAUGGAAAUGGACUGCCUUCAAGUUGAUUCCGACUUAUGGCGACCCUAUGAAUAAGGUUUUAAUGGUAAGCCAUUGCCCUCCUCUGAGUCUGAGAGGCAGUGACUGACCCAACGUCACCCAGUGAGCUUCAUGGCUGUGUGGGGAUUUGAACCCUGGUCUCCCAGGUCGUAGUCCAACACCUUAACCAUUACACCACACUGGCUCUCAGUGAAGGGGUUUGAAUUAAUCCCUUUGGGCACUAUCUGCUGGGGAUGUGGGAAAGGCCAUUGUACUUCUUAAAGAAGGCCAUUUAUGUAUUUUGAGGGGAAAUGUAUCUACAUAACUCCACCUUUCCACUGGCUAAUGAAAUUAGUUUUUCCAGCACUCUGUAUUGCAGCUCUUUGAGUAGCAACCAGUGGUGGGUGUCUGGAACAUAAAUAAGGGGUUUUUUUAUUCAUGGAUUUCUGCCUUUCAGCCUCCUAGACUUGCCCUACUAGCAUAAGCACCUCUGUUCUUUCCUUGAGUGUAUGUGGCUGUUCAGCUAUUUUUCUAACCCUUCCAGGGUUUGUCCAUUUUUCCUUCUCCCUAUAUAUAUUUAAGUGCUGCAGAAUGAUUGAGAAGAGCAUGGAGCUUACUGAGUCUGACCAAUCUGAUUGUGAAGUGGGAGGAAUGAAUAGGUGGUAUUGCUUCCUAUUUAUAAAAAGGUUUUCUAUAUCCCAGGAGAAGAGUAGGGAUUUCUAGUCUAUUUUCCAGCACAUGCCUACAGGGAAGGGGGAUAUUUGAUUGAGAGCAGGGAAUACUUUCAGCGAUUGAAACAGCUGCUUAAGAUUUGAAACCAAACUGUGUUGAGUGUUGCUGUUUCCUGGGCUCCACAUUAUUAGCUGGCCUUAGUAGUCAGCUCUUACUUGUGGUUGCCACAGACCCUUUCACUCCCAUAAGUCUUCUGUCUUACGCAACAAGUAAAGGGGUCAAUCUUCAUUUUAGGCCACCCUGAAAUAGCGAGUCUCUCUCAUUGCUUCUGAGUGUCUCUACAGCUUGAAGCAAGUCAACCGCCCCACCUCCCUUUAACCAUGUUUUCUGCUUAUGGGAGAGGGCAAGCGCCGUCUCUCCAGUUUGUGGAGACCUUGGGAGAAAUGGGGGAGGGUCUCUUUGCUGAGCGACUUUGUCAAAUUCUGGCUAUUUGACAACUGCAUUUUUGUGGACCUCUGAAUGUUUCUUUCUUGACCAGUGUUGUACGAUUUGUGUUCCUACAUACCAGCUCUUAGGUUCUGCUGACAGCUGCUCUUGUUUGAUUUGGGUUUUCUUUUAAUCUAUUUUAUUUUAUUUUUUAAAAGAUAUGCAAAUAUAUAAAGUUAAUCAGAUGUUUAACUCAGAUGUUAAUGAAAGAGUAGUCCAAUAAACAUAACACUACCACAAUUUUUUUCAGUCCAGAUAUAUCCAUCUUAAGCCAUAGUUAACACUUCGCGGUGUUCCAAUAAUUAACAAAAGGAGGUCAAUGUUUGUUUACUUUUGCACACACUUGAAUUUAUUUUCUCAUCCCUCAAAUGCCUAAAACAUGUUAACUUAGUCUUUGAGGCUAUCUGCCACACUUUUCUCAGCUUUUCAUUCAAAUCAGGAAGCAGGCUGUUUACCAAAACUUUACCAAGAAUACUAUAUAUAGCUAGCAAUAACAAAUUGCCCAUUAAUACUUGAUUCUUUCUCACAGUACCUGCUAGAUAACUACUGAUUGUAUUUCAUAAUCAAAGUCCUUUAAUUCUUAAAAUAUGUUUCCAAUAUGUUUUAUCCACCUAUACAACUCCUCCACAUUGGUAUCUGCAAUUUUUUGUCUCCGGUGAUGCCCUGUACAAUUAGUGUACAUUUUUCUUAAUCAGACAGAUUUGCAUUACCAAUUUGCACAAUUCUGUAGAAAUACUGCCUGUGGCACAUUAUAUAUAAUUUUUAUAAGCCUAUUUUAAUAGAAUAUAAAUGUCGUUAUAUACUAUUAAUAGUAUAUGUCUUAAAAAUUUGCUUAGAAAUGCAAAUUAUUAAGUGGUACAUAAAUGUCUUAAAUAAUCAAUUUUAAUCAAUCAGUAAACAUGGGCUCUAAAUUUGAAUAUAUUAGAUGGCGUAUUAAAUGGAGCAGAAGCUAAGUUCACACCUGGAGCUGAUAUUCCAAAAUGAGGUCUUUCCAGUUGGCUGGCUGGCUGGCAACAUAGAAAAGGUUCAAAUUGCCUAUGUGAAGAGUCAUUCCAGCCUAGACAAAUAACAGAGUGCAAAUAGAAGGAGCAGGUUUAAGCAAGUGAGUAGGCCUUACUUAAAUUUGGAGUCAGAGGUGCUUAGAAAUUGUUUGGUUUCAAGUUGAUGUUUGGGGCUUCAAGCCAUGGAUGGCCUCUGUGCAUUCACCCUUUUCAAGGCUGAAGAUGUUUCUUGUGUGAUUGUGUGUUUGAUACCCCCUUCCAUUUCCGCAGUGGCAUUAAAUGAAGUAGCCAAGUUACUUAAAGAAAAACACAGCAUGGGGAAGGGUAUGCCAAUGAGGUUUCUUCUUAAUAAGAUUGUGAUUUUUCUCUUCUACCUCCCACUACGUCUUCAGCCAAGUGUUCUGCUAGCUUGGGUUUUUUAUUUAAGAAGCAAUAGUGCUUUCUGUCUCUUUCAGUUUGACUGGAACAUACCUGAUAGUUUUAAAGACUUUUUUAAUGAAGGAAAUAACAGCCUCAUCUAGUGCCUUCAUUGUUACAAACCCAUCUUAAGGAAACAGCUGCAGCUGGGCAACCAGUUCCUAAAUAUAAAUUCCUUUUAACCUUUUUUGCUUGUUUAUUUGCCUGAAAGUCACAUUGACGUGUGACGUGUGGAUUCAGAGUCAAAGAGGUCCAUAGCCUGGAAGCUGCAGAGGUAUAUUUCAAGCACCAGAUACCUUUUCCUUUUCUUCCUUCUCCACUUCCUUAAAAUUUGAAGGUUAUUUGCUCAGGAAAUGCUGACAUUCUUAAACGUGUUUUGUACUGUUAUGUGACAAAUGCUUGUGAGAUGUCAGAAAUGUAUAGAAGAACCAAACUUGAGGCAGCAUUAGUUGCUUUGAAAUUGGGGGUUUCUUUAGCUCCAAUCUGCACCCUCCAAUUUAAAAUGCUGUAAAAAAUUUUGUUAAAACUCAAUUGAAAGUUCUUGCCUGUUCAAACACCUUAGCUACUUCAACCUGAGUGAGACAACAAACCUCUCCCUGUUUGCUUGGUAUGUUUACUUUUGCAUUCUUUUGAGAUCUGCAAAGGUUGAAAGAAUGUGGCUUCAGUGGGACUCUCACGCUGUCUUCCAUCUGCCACAGAUUGUGUGUGUGUGUGACAGUAAGGAAAUCACAGCCUGCCUGCCUUCUUUUCUUGGUGCCUCUGUUUCUUGUCCGUAACACCAAUGUACAAUGAUGCUGCCCAUCUUGCAGGGGCAUUGUGAAGUUGUAAUUGAUUAUUUGAAAAGUGUGUUUAGGAUAUCAAAUGUGCCAUACCAACAAUAAUACAGGAGCUUUCAUAUUGCUGUGCAGUUCUUGUGGAUAUAAACUUCAUACCUUUGAAUUCCAGAGGGCUAGAACUAACAGUUCCACUUUAAAAUCCUUUCUUUUUUUCUUUCCUUUUUUUUAAGAGGAAAAACUGUUCCGCCUGAUCAUAAAUGUAGUUGGUAUGUUCUUCAAUGUUGUGUAAAAUGUUUUGGGCUUAUUCACUCUGGAUUGAUUCAGUGUUACCACUGUGAGCUUUUGUUGAUCAAGUUCCAUGCCAGACCAGUAAAAUCCAUAUCUAGGAACCAGGUGGGAUGGCAUGGUUCCUUCUCUCAGGAGUGACAUGGGAAGCGACCGUGCCGUCCAGUUGUCUGACCCGGAUUGUCAUGUGCAAGUGUAGUGUAGAGCUUGAUUAUUCAUAAGUAGUUCCUGUGCUGCAACAGUAGUUACACAUAUGCCCUUAUUUGCUUGCACUGUGGAGAUCAGGGUGCCUUCUUACUGGUUAGUUUUCAGCCAACAACUUACUUCCUGUUGCAUUUCCUGGUUUGCCAAAAGUCUGGAUCAGUGUUUCAUUCAUUUAUGCUGACAUAGUUUGAAUUCACACCCAACCUCUUGCAGGUUCAUCAUUUACAUUAAUGACAUGAGAAAUAAUGGCUUUGAAACUAAGCUAUUAACCCCACUAGUAUGCUACUGGCAGCAAUUACACAUGCUCACUGGUUUUACAAAUUACAUCAACUAAUCAAGCUGUAGUUACUGUGUUGUUAUGUCCUGAGAAUAUCUAUAGUGUUCAUAUAAUAGCUGUUAUCAGGUGUGGUCAGAUACAUGGGGUUUUAGAGUGCACCCAAACACGUUGGCUCCUGUCGUAACCAAAAACUCUCUCUGCUGGUGCUGUCCAGUCCUAAGGAAGGGCAGGCAACUUAACCUGCUCCAGAUAUUUUGGUGUGAUGCCACCAUUUCCCCCCAACUCCACAAUAUUUGAAAACCACACUUGGCUGCUCUGGUCUGUCACUUAACACAGACUUAACUGUGAAGUAUUAUAAUUCUCCUCAGUGCCUGUUACAUAAUUUACUCUAGCAUUAUUGUAUAUUGGGAGUAGGUAUUUUCUGCUGAAAACUCCCCUUUUGAUCACUGUGUACUGUUCAGCCUGACAACUUUUUCUGCACAAAUUGUAUUAAGUAUCUAUCUUUUUAAAGACGGCUUCACUGCACACGUAACUUUAAUGUCAAUUAUAUACACAGUGUGCGUUUUUUUUGUUCUAAUUGUGGACUGAAGUAACUUAAGUGGAAUUCCUACUUGCCUGUAACAUUGAAUGUACUGUGUGUCAAACAUAAUCAAGUGUUUGUAAUGAAGCUGGAUUCUUGAUAGCUUUUUUAAAAUUGAAGCUAUUUUACACUUAACAU
This is a messenger RNA of Rhineura floridana, 7558 nucleotides long. RefSeq names its product VANGL planar cell polarity protein 1 (gene VANGL1). Bases 454 to 2022 code for a protein of 522 amino acids. The record is from RefSeq and is a predicted model, not a curated record. The transcript has 8 exons. Gene Ontology annotation, cellular component: plasma membrane. Gene Ontology annotation, biological process: multicellular organism development. Lineage: Eukaryota; Metazoa; Chordata; Lepidosauria; Squamata; Rhineuridae.